AUGAAGUUCACCAACCUUGCUUUGGCCGCCAGCGCCGCAUCCGUGGCCUGUGCCCUCCCCCACGGUGGCCAGACCGUCCACACCAAGCAGAGUGCCGCCGUCAGCAAGCGUGCCAAUGGAUUCACCUGGGUCGGUGUCAGCGAGUCUGGUGCUGAGUUCGGUGAGGGUAACAUCCCUGGUACCGCCGGCACCGACUACGCCUGGCCCGCCACCUCCAGCAUCCAGACCUUGAGAAAGGCUGGCAUGAACAUCUUCCGUGUUCCCUUCUUGAUGGAGCGCCUGGUGCCAUCCAGCAUGACCGGUACCGCCGAUGCGACCUACAUGGCCGCCCUGAAGAAGACCGUUGCUACCAUUACCGAGGGCGGCGCCUACGCUGUCCUUGACCCCCACAACUACGGAAGAUACUCCGGAAGUGUCAUUUCCUCCACCGACGACUUCAAGACCUUCUGGAAGAACGUUGCCACUGAGUUCGCGGACAACGACAAGGUCAUCUUCGACACCAACAACGAGUACCACGACAUGGACCAGGAACUUGUCCUGAACCUCAACCAGGCCGCCAUCAACGGUAUCCGUGCCGCCGGCGCUACCACCCAGUACAUCUUCGUCGAGGGUAACUCCUGGAGCGGAGCCCACUCCUGGACCGACAACAACGACAACCUGAAGGGUCUCACUGACUCCGAGGACAAGAUCGUCUACGAGAUGCACCAGUACCUCGAUGGUGACAGCUCCGGUACCUCCGAGACCUGCUCCAGCGCCACCAUUGGCAAGGAGCGUCUCCAGGGUGCCACCGAGUGGCUGCAGACCAACAACCUGAAGGGUUUCAUCGGUGAAUUCGCCGGUGGUGUCAACAGCGUCUGCGAGGAGGCCGUUGAGAACAUGCUCUCUUACAUGUCCGACAACAGCGACGUCUGGAUGGGUGCCGAGUGGUGGUCUGCCGGUCCCAUGUGGGGAUCCUACAUGUACAGCCUUGAGCCCAACGAGGGCCCUGCCUACUCCACCUACCUCCCCAUCCUCGAGAAGUACUUCGUCGAUGGCUCCGCCUCCGCCUCUACCUCCUCCGCCACCAAGACCGCCCAGACCACCACUGCUGCCGCCGUCGAGAUCACCAGCACCCCCAACACCCAGGCUGAGGUUGCCGCUACCGAAACUCCCAGCUCCAGCUCCAGCUCCACCGCUGCCGCUGUCCAGUCUUCCGUCCCCGUCAUCCAGUCUUCCGCUCCCGCUCCUGCCGCUACCACCAUCACCUCCAUCCCCGUUGACGUCCCCACUCCCACCGGCGCCCCUACCUUCUUCUCCGGUGUCGCUGCUUCCACUGAGGUUCCUUCCAGCAGCGCCACCCCCAGCGCUACUCCCAGCGCCGCUGCCAACGGUUCCGUUAAGAAGUACUACCAGUGCGGUGGCCUCAACUACACCGGUGCCACUACCUGCGAGUCUGGCUCCACCUGCGUCAAGCAGAACCCCUACUACUUCCAGUGUGUUUAA
Penicillium olsonii is the source of this 1482-nucleotide messenger RNA. The record is from the annotation of a GenBank genome assembly. NCBI's taxonomy places the organism in Eukaryota, Fungi, Ascomycota, Eurotiomycetes, Eurotiales, Aspergillaceae.